GUCCUUUGAAACGGAGCUUAGGUUAGAACCAGCAGCUUUGCUCUCCACUCCAUAUUCGAGUUUGAUUCAGAACUGCAGCAAUGGAGGUCGCAGCUAAUGUGGAAGACGGCAAGGCUAGAAGUGAUGUUUUGCUCUUUAACCGAUGGACUUACGAUGACGUUCAGGUUCCUGAUCUUUCUGUGGAAGAUUACAUUACUGCUACUGCUUCUAAGCACCCAAUCUACAUGCCCCACACAGCUGGGAGGUACCAAGCUAGGAGGUUCAGGAAGGCUCAGUGCCCAAUUGUGGAGCGAUUGACCAACUCCCUCAUGAUGCACGGGCGAAAUAAUGGUAAAAAACUGAUGGCGGUUCGCAUUGUCAAGCAUGCAAUGGAGAUUAUCCAUCUGUUAACUGAUGCCAAUCCCAUCCAAAUUAUUGUCGAUGCUGUCAUUAACAGUGGACCGAGAGAAGAUGCAACUAGGAUUGGAUCUGCUGGUGUUGUCAGACGUCAAGCUGUUGAUAUCUCACCUCUAAGGCGUGUCAACCAGGCUAUCUAUCUUCUAACCACCGGUGCACGCGAGAGUGCAUUCAGAAAUGUCAAGACUAUUGCUGAGUGCCUUGCAGAUGAGCUAAUCAACGCUGCCAAGGGUUCUUCAAACAGCUAUGCAAUUAAGAAGAAAGACGAGAUCGAGAGAGUUGCCAAGGCCAAUCGUUGAGGAAGUGCUGUCCGGUUUGUUUCUGGUAGCUUUAUUUUGGGAUAUCUCAUGAGGAACAAUUACAAAAAAACAAGUGUCUUAUUGUGGAUUUUGAGUUAGAUUUUCUGUAUUUGUUUUUGGUGCCCUCGUUUAAUCUUUUUAUGCAUCAAAUACUAUUAAGUCAAGAGAUAUUGUUGUUAGUCGUUUUUUUCUACCUAUAAUUUAAGCGUUAUUCUAGAUCUAAAUCCUUACAGAGUGGAAACUUCGAUAAUUCUAAAGGAAACCACCUUAGAGUC
Molecule: messenger RNA, 970 nt
Organism: Cynara cardunculus var. scolymus (artichoke)
Lineage: Eukaryota; Viridiplantae; Streptophyta; Magnoliopsida; Asterales; Asteraceae
Product: 40S ribosomal protein S5
Exons: 5
Coding region: 81-695 (204 amino acids)
Biological process (GO): translation; ribosomal small subunit assembly
Cellular component (GO): ribosome; cytosolic small ribosomal subunit
Molecular function (GO): rRNA binding; structural constituent of ribosome; mRNA binding
Source: RefSeq, a predicted model, not a curated record